Molecule: messenger RNA, 477 nt
Organism: Cooperia oncophora
Lineage: Eukaryota; Metazoa; Nematoda; Chromadorea; Rhabditida; Trichostrongylidae
Source: the annotation of a GenBank genome assembly
AUGAGUAAAUUUGUUUCAGCUGUGGCUGUCUCCGUAUUGAAUGCGAGGCAUAUAUCAACACUUUUCGAGAACAGUUUACACUUUUCUCAUCUGGCUGACGUGGAGAGAGAACUUUCCUACAGGACAGAAAUGAGCAAGAAAACGAAGUGGUCGUCUAUUGAAUCUCCAACUAAGUCCGUAGGCAAGACAACACUCAUCAAAACGGUUCCCGGACAUUCCACGAUUACACUUCCUGAACUUUGGGAUCUGAACAUGAAAUUUUGGAUAUUAACCAGCUCCACAGUGAAUGAAAGCAAGGAGAAAACCAUCAAGGAUGCCCUGAAUAACAGCCCAGGAUCGGACGAGCAAUCGAAGAAGCGAGACAGUGCUAUGCUGACGAGAGUGCAGUCAGAGCGUGAGACAAGAAGAAGACCAGCUAGAACAAAAGCGAAACGGCAUAGGUCGGACCUCUUCAGGAAUGAGUGGUGCAACUCGUAA